This is a messenger RNA of Cydia amplana, 1275 nucleotides long. RefSeq lists its product as uncharacterized. The coding region runs from base 190 to 981 and encodes 263 amino acids. The transcript is spliced from 2 exons. The record is from RefSeq and is a predicted model, not a curated record. Lineage: Eukaryota; Metazoa; Arthropoda; Insecta; Lepidoptera; Tortricidae.
GUAUAUGCAUGCAUAGGUAUUAAGUACGUACGGUGGCUGCGCCCACCGCGUUAUAAUCCCGGUAACGGGUUAAAUAAACCAGUUCGCUAACAGCUACGUUGUGUGUCACUUGUGCGCCUUCCCGUCCCAAUAUCUAUCAGUGGCGACGAUUCGAUAAUUACCUCACGUGUUAAUCGCCGUGUACCUAUCAUGGCAACUUCAAACUCGGUCGGCUUAUUUUCAAGUUUUAACCAUCAACAACAAGAGUGGCUUACGUAUAAAAAUAGGCUUGAACAGUGGUUCAUCGCGAACAACAUCGACGAGGCAAGCGACAAAGCGGGUGUAAGAAGGCGCGCCAUCUUGCUAAGUGCACUUAACGAAAGCACCUAUCAAUUAGCAAGUAACCUUGCACUGCCCGGUGUUCUUGAAAACAAGAGUUACAGUGAAGUGGUAAAGUUAUUGGAUGCACAUUUUACUCCAAAGCGCUGCGUUUUUGCGGAGCGGUAUCACUUCCAUUCUGCAAUGCAGAAGGUAGGCGAAACUUCGGCGCAGUGGGCCGCGCGACUGCGCGGGCUUGCCGCGCAUUGCCAGUUUAAGAACAUCGAGGAGGCGCUUUUAGACAGAUUUAUCAUGGGCAUGCAGUCUGGUAAAGAGCGCGAAAAAUUGUUUUCGAAGGAGCUUAGCGAACUCACCCUAGCGAAAGCAAUAGAAAUAGCUGAAAGCGUGCGGUGCGCUCGCGCCGCAGCCAGCGCGACCUUGGCUUCCACCGCGACGGCGGUGGUGCCCGGCGCUGAGAGCGUGUUGAAGAUCGGCGAGACUACAGGGGGUCGCGGGAAUAAGUGUUCUGUGUGCGGUCUAAGUAGUCAUAAAACGGAGAACUGUCGUUACGUAAAUUACAAGUGCAAAAAGUGUAAAAAGAAGGGUCACUUACGUAAGAUGUGUAACCUUAAGUACGUUGAGUCAGAGGAGGUGAGCGAGGAUGAUGAUGUGCUCGCAGAUUAAACAUUACCGUGGAGUAAACAGAUGUCCUUUCAUAACGGACGAGUUAGUUUUAUAUAAAAACUUUACAAAUAAAAAUCAUUUCACUUGGACCCUGGGAACUAUAAUAAAAAACUUAGGUCGUGUGCUUUAUCUUAUAAAGGACAACAAAACAAACAAAACAGUGAAAAGACAUAUUAACCAAGUUGUUAAAUAUAAGGGCCAAGUCACACCGACAGCCGUGAGUCAUCCUGAGCCAAACAAAACACUGGAAGCCUCCAGCGAGUCAUCAUCUCCUGACGCACCUCCCGUUUUUGA